Messenger RNA from Microthlaspi erraticum, 318 nucleotides. The record is from the annotation of a GenBank genome assembly. NCBI's taxonomy places the organism in Eukaryota, Viridiplantae, Streptophyta, Magnoliopsida, Brassicales, Brassicaceae.
AUGGUCUUGAAGGCUGGGAGGGCUUAUAUAUUUUGUACUUGUAGAAGUCUCUCUUAUAUCGAUGUAUACUACUCAAAGUUGACCGGAUCAUACCGUAAGGGUUUACUAUAUGCAAUGUUUGCGGAGAAGGGUGUUGCAGAGGCGAAUAGGUUUGACAGGGAUGCCAUUGAGACUGACGUUUUGGAGAUUUGGAAGUCUCUCUUUGACGUAGAAGCUAAGGAAGCAACACCGACUCUCCAAGCCAUCAAGAAUGGGAUUCUUAGUGACUUGUUUCAGCCUAUAGAUGACAAAUUAGCAGCAGAACCACAACAAGAUUAG